AUGGAAAAUCAAUUCAAUGCAAAAUUAGAAUGUGUUACGGAUUUUAGCUUAUUUGAAAAAUUAAAAAAAUCGAUCAUAAAAGACAAUGUGAACGAACUGUACAUAUCCUCGUUAAGAUCCAUUUUGGAAAAGUUAAAGGACCCGGUUGUUGAUACCAGUCACAUCAUUUGCAAUCACCAGUAUGCAGAAGCGGUUCUCUUUUUUUACGCAACUUUAAUUAUUGAAAAAUAUGAAUUCGUUUCUGUCUUUUGUGAAGAUAUAAUUUCAAGGAACAGAUUUGAAGAUGUAGUGGAAAAUUUAAAGAGAAUAAAAGUGAAACAUGUGGAGAGUUUGAGUAAGAUAAAAAAAAUAAUUAUUGAAAAUAUAGACAACUGUGAAAAGUGCUUGAUGAUUUAUUAUCUGUUGCAGAAGGAAUUCUUAGAAAUGAUGUCCAUGUUUACAAAAAAUGAGGAAGCAUUAAUAAAUUUCGUGAAAAGAGAAAUUUUCAAGUUCAAUUUUAAUCGACUAUUUAAUAAGAUAAUUUGUCCUGUGGAGUAUGACAAGGUCGAUUCUGUUGUACUAGAGCUUAUGCUAAAUGGGGGGAAAAUAUUUCAAGUGAAUGAUAAUUACCAGUUGGAGACGAGCCAAAUAAAUCAGGAAAACCUGAAAUUAUUCACGGAGAAAUUUCUAAGUUUAAAAAAUGACAGUAUAUAUGAUAUUAUAAAAAAGUAUGCCCACCAUGAGUCGCUAAUUUUUCUUUGCAAUCUUGUCCACAUGGAAUUUAAGAAGUGUAAAAAAUUGUUAACAAAAGUGAAUGGUGAAAUGUGUAAGAAGGUAGGUUAUCCAAAUGAUGACUUAAAAAAUUGCAACGAGAACGAAUCGGAAGAAAAUUGGGAUAACUAUAAUAUCACAGAAAAUUUGCAGUCAUAUGUGUAUGUACAUAUAUUCCUCCUUUUCCAACAUAGGGAAGUGGAAAAUAGUAUAAUAAAAGUUCUGAAGGAUAAAAUUAUCCUUUACUCGUUAAUGCUGAACGCGCUGAGAUAUGCGGAUAAUUUUGUUCAGUUGAUAAUUUUCAAAAUUAUAAAUUUUACUUUUAUAAAUGACGACAACUUUUUAAAUGAUUCAAAUAAAAAAUUGAUAAUAUCCAUUUUGUCUUACUGGGUCAAGCUAGCAGACGCUUGUAUUAUUAAAAUGAUAAACACGAGUUUGCCUGAGGGGAAUGUCGGUUCGAAUGUGCAAAAAACUGAUAAUUUUUUUUUAAAAAAAAAAUUUUCAGACUAUGACAUAUUGAAGUAUAUACAGUGUUUAAUCAGUGCAAUAUAUCUACUAUCCCUUAUUAAGAGGAGGAGCAAAACGGAAGCGUCUAAUUUGUUAGCGGAACAAUCAACUCUGCAAAAGUAUAAGCACAGUAUGGCCUUUUAUAUGAAUGAAUAUAAUUUAGAGAGCUUAUCCUUGAAGGUCUUUUUUACAAAGAAUGACGUGUAUGACUAUUUCUUGGGUAUCCUAUUUUCAGAAAAUAAAGAAGUAAUUAAUAAGCUGUUUAAUUUAAUAUUCAAGCUGUUGCACUUUGUAAAAAAUUCCAAGUUGUACAUUUCGAAAAACACCAAUAUAAAGAAUAAAUAUUUUGAGGAAGCCACUACAUUUUCUUGCAUAAAUAUUGUGUACAUUUUGGACGUGACGAAAAGGAUGUUUUUGAAUUCGUUCGAGGUUGAUGAGUAUACAAAAAAUUUGUACAAAAAAUGUCUGAGAGAGAGAAAAAACGCCUUUGAUUGCAUUGUUUUGCAUUCCUUUCCGCAAUUUAUUAGCCACAGGGAUUACUACAUGCGUUUGUACGCAAUUAAGGUUUUGUCAACCCUUUUGUCUGAUUCUGCCAUUCGGGAUUCACUGGAGAAGAAUACAAUUUUUGAAAUCUUCGAUUCGCUCAUGAGCAUGAAGUUCCAUAGCGAUCAACAGAAAAGGAACGAUGAGAGGAAGAACGUAAAUAUUUUGCUACUGCUCCUGUUGAAGGCAAAUAUAAGGGACAGCAAAUAUUCCAGUAAAACGACAAAUAUAAUAUUUAGCGAUAAACAGAAAGAUGUUAAGAAGUACAUUGCAUCCAUAUGCGAUGAUGGUUUCCCCCUUCUAGAUUUGAAAACCAUGUUUGAAAAUUUUUUUGUCUUGUUUGUAAAAUUAAUCAACGUUAUUUUAAAAAGGGUGUUGUCCCUUUUGGAGAUAGAAAAGUAUAAAGUGCUAUUUAUGAAUGUCUUCGAAAUUGUAGAACUGUUUAUGAAAGAAUUAAAAAAGGAGAAGAGCAAAAAAUGCAGAUCCUUUUUUUUUUCCGCAGCUAUGUAUUUUUCGCACGUGAUUUCGAAUAGCAUAUAUAAGUCCAAGGUGCAUUCCUCUGUUCCUUUUCUGAAUAAGGUUUUUAGCUUAAUUAAAAAUAUUGAAAAUUACGUAGAUUUGAUGUAUGAUGAUUUGGUUACGUUUAAGGAUGCACAGGAGGAGCUCUCCGAUGCGGGUACGUAUGAAGAAGAACUAUCUGAGGAUGGAACUUAUGAGGAGGGGGUAACUGAAGAGGGGCUGUUUGACGAAGGUUUAUCAGAUGAUGAGGUGUAUUAUUCUAGUGAUUCAAAUUCAAAGAGCAUAAAGGACAUGCACAUGCUCUAUUUUUAUAGUAACGCGUUUUGUGAGGACGAAAAGGGGGGAGAGAAGAAGGGAUCAAUUGCUGCUACCCCGGAUAGGAACAGCACGAGCAAUCGGAACGGUGGCGCCACUGGGGGUCUGCUGCACCCUGUUAACAAAGAGGAAGUAGAGAGUUCCAACUCAAAUGGAUUAAGCAGGUUCAAAGUUUUCAUGAAUAGAUCAAUUACAAAGAGCAAAGUGAAUGAAGAAGGGAUUUACAACUACAUGCACAGUUUUUUUUUUCUAUGCGUAAGUAAUGCAAGUAUGAAAACUAGGAGGCAUGUGGUAAAAUCGUACGACCUGAUCACGAAGUAUAUCAUGAAGGAUGAAUACAGAUUAAAUAGAGUCAAAAAGAAAAGCGGAAUUUUUUCUCCGCCAGUUGUAAUUAUUAGAGAUGUGGAGAACGAAGACAAAAGGUAUAAUAUAACAGUUGAUAAAUAUGACUAUAUAUUAAAAAGCUACAUAGUGGACUUUUUCAAAUCGAAAAGGUACAUGUACAUUUUUUUAUUGUCAGUCUUCCAGUUUAGUAACAUAAUGAUUUUGUAUUUAAAAAAAACAAAUUUCAUAAGCAACGAUUUUGAUGAAAAAUUUGAUGUGCUAGAAUGCUUCAUGCUGGUAAAUUCGAAGACUUGGUUUUAUCUGAAUGUUGCGAUUGAAUGUGUACAGAAAUAUUUGAACAGGAGAAAAGUGGAUCAGUUCUUACUGCGAAUCCUUAAUUUAAUAAUAGACAACGUGUGGAAAAUUAUCAUAUUCAUGGUUUUUAAUAUAAAAAUAAAAACCUUUUCGAUAAAGUCCAAAACACAUUCUAUACGUAUUUUCUCAAGAGACUCUUUUUUUUUUUUUCUGAACUUUUUUUCCACAUGGAUUUUGUUCAUCAGAAAAUUUUAUUCAAAAGGGGAACCUUUUCCCCCGGAUGUUAUACUACCUGAAUUAUUCUUCAGGAAAUUUAGCAGUCUCUCUAUGCAAAUUUUAACCAUCUUCAAUUUUGUCGAAUCGAACUUGUCCUCACUUAGUCAUCAUGAAACGAAUGCAUCAUUGUUAAUAAAGCAGAAAGAAAUUAUGGGCAACAUCUUAGAUGCAUUGAUAGGUCUAGCAAAAGAUAAAGCACCCCCUGGACAUGAGAGCGAUUUGAAUAAUCUUCUCCAGUUUAAACUAAAAUUGAACAGUUUGGCAACACCAAAAAUUGUCCAGGAACUGACUCAUGUCUGCGACUAUGAAGCAGUGUUUACUAAAACGAAGCAAAUGUUAAUCCGUAAGGAGAAAAGGAAUGAUUUAUUCGUUCCAGGACCAGAGGCUACGGAAGGAAGCAGCACAGCAUAUCUGGCCCCCAACGCAGCGAACCUAGCGAACAAUAACGACCCCAGUCGCAAACUGCACACGCGCUCCGGACAGGAGUAUAACUCGGAUGGUUUUACGUGCAGAAACGCGAAGGAGUUUGAAGCAGGAAGAUCGAGAGCAACAUUGGGAGCAACAUCAGAAGUAGCGUCAGGAGUAGCGUUAGGAGUAGGUUCAGGAAUAACGUCAAGAGCAGUGUCCAGAUCGGCAUCCAGGUCUCACUCACCCUCUAACAGCCAAAGUUCAAAGGAUGGCAAAUGCAAAGAAGUUGAAGGAAAAGAAAACCAAGCUAAUUUCGACAACUUGUCAGAGGAAAUGAGAAAAGAAGCAGCCUUAGAGAGGGCCAAAAAAAUUUUAGAAAAAACGGCUGCCUUCAAAACACAGAAGAGAGCCAUCGUACUGAAUGAAGCAAAUGCGAAGAAUAACAAACAUGAAUAUUUUAAAGAGAUGAAGGGAAAGAGAUUGGAAGCAGAGAAUAGCAUGAAUAAAUAUUAUGUCAUGUUGCAGGAGUUUCUCAAUUGGGACUUUAGCUGUUUGGAGAACAUGCAGAAGUACAAGAUGUGCAUUAAUGAGGAGAUCCCCUUGCGAUUCAAGAGCGAGGAAGAUUACUACAGAUUUUUUAAACCUAUGGUCCUGGAAGAGUGUAGGUGUUGCAUCGUUAACAAAAUGACGGGCAGUACACACAAAUACGUUCUAAACUUGGUAGCGAAGAAGAAAACGUCGUACUGGAUAGAAUGGCAGAUGUCGUUAGCAAAUGAGAACAAGGCAAUCGCCGAUAGCUUAAAGCCAAUGGAUUUGAUUGCAUUAAUUCCAUUCGAAAGUGAGAGCAACGUUUUGUUGGAUAACGACAAAGGGACUGUUAAAUAUCAUAAUUUGAAAAAGAUAUUAAAAUACAAUAAACAUUUAAUAGGGUUGGUAGAUUUUUCCAUGAAUAAAACGGAAAAUAUGUGCGACGUUAAGUUAAUUAAUGAAGACAUUUUUCCUCAAAAAUCGGGAAAUGAAAAAAAUAGAUUAAAAUUAAAUUGUCUUACGUGUAAUAAAUUCAAUGCCUAUUUUUUGUGUAACUUAAUGACAAAUAUAAGAGAAUUUCAGAGUGUGUAUUUGAGUAGGAACUCCUCCCUAUUUAACAUAGUUCUAAACCCUACGUUGUGUAAUAGCAACUUGAAGGAAACAAAAAAGAGGUCCUUUAGUAAUGGUUGCUUGAAUGAAGAAAAUAGGGGAGCGAAUGACAUGUGGAGAAAUAAUUUAACCAGCUUGGAAAAGUACAUAUUGAAUGUUAUGAAAGAUUAUAAUUUAUUAAAUGAGUCUCAAAUAGAGGCCGUUAAAAUGGUUUUUCUAAAUAAAAAUAGCAUUUCGUUAAUACAAGGCCCACCAGGUACAGGCAAGACGAAAACAGUUAUUGGGAUUAUAUCCGCUUUGUACGCAAUUAUUAAUCACAGGAAUAAUGAGGAAAAAAGAGAACUAGCAAAAAAAAAGAAGGAUUGUGCUUAUAAUGAGCAGAGCGAAAAUUGCAAUAAAAAAAUUUUGGUUUGUUCCCCCUCCAAUUCUGCAAUCGAUGAGAUUGCCAAGAGGGUCCUAAAUGAUGGGUUAAUAAAUUUUGUCAAUAUUGGUGAAUCGAAAAGUGGUGGCAAAAAGAGCAGCGGCAGCAGUAGCAACAACAGCAGCAACAACAGCAGCAACAAUAGCAGCAACAAUAGCGGCAACAACAGCUGCAAUAACAGCAUCAACAGCAACAAUAGCAGCAACAACAGAAGCAACAUGAGCGUAUUUUUGGGCGGUGGCCAGGUUAAGGGUGUAACGAAUUCAAAGAUGAAGAAAAUGCUGAACGCACAAAAUGCACACAAAAGAGUGAAAAGCGGGAGUGCAGAGGAAAGCCGUACUAGGGAUAGGGACUUCCGAAAACAAACCAUCACGCCCAAAUGCAUCAGAAUAGGUAUAUCGAAGAGGACACAUGAAGAAAUACAACCCAUUUCGCUAGAUUACAUAUUCAGUAAGAGAAAAAAUAUGGAAAAAAACGUGUACGAAACGCGCUUUAAUGAUAAAAAGAAUAAAAUGUCUCUUUCUCUGAAGGCGAUAGAUCACACAUGUAACAGAGUGGAAGAAGUGAGAGGCAAAUUAAAUCACAACGAUUCUAAGAAGUACUGUUUCGAUUUUAACGAAACCAAAUCCAAAUCAUCAUCGCUUGAAAAAAUCGAAAAUGUAAACGAUUUUUUUCCAGAAGAAAUUAUAAAUAAUGUGGAUAUAAAAUAUUUAGAAAAAUUGUUAUACCUAUUUAAUGAAUCUUUUUCUCAUUACGAAUGGAGUUUGGAAAAACUAAAAGCAGAAAAAAAAUGCUUUGACGAGAAGAAAAAAAAACUGAUAGAUACCGACAAGGAAAUAGGUUCCUUCUAUGCAAAUAGUAAUAAAGACAAUAUGGUUUUCGAAAGUGAAGUGAUAUUUAGCACCCUAUCAGGAAGUGCAUCUCCCGUAAUUGAGAACUUAGAAUUUGAAUAUUUAAUAAUAGAUGAAGCUUGUCAGUGUGUGGAAUUAAGUUGUUUAAUACCUUUCAGAUUAAAAAUUAAAAAUGUAAUUAUGUUGGGAGAUCCAAAGCAAUUGCCAGCCACCACAUUUUCGUCUGAUUGUACAAAAUAUGGGUACAGUAGAUCAUUAUUUGAAAGGCUGUUAUUGUGUAAUGCUCCAAACGUUUUGCUGAAUGUGCAGUAUCGUAUGAGAGAAGAAAUUUGCUGCUUCCCGAACAUGUAUUUUUACAAGGGGUUGAUAAAAAAUGAUGAAAAUUUAAUGAACAAGCCGUCAUUUUAUUUGCAUUAUUUAAAUCUAUAUGGGUGUUAUAAAUUUAUCAAUAUCGAGGGAAUAGAGUCCACUACAUGUCAUAAGUCGUACAUUAAUUAUGUGGAGGCCUACUUCAUAUUCAAAUUAGUAUUAUACAUUCACCACUUUUUUAGUAACAAAAAUGAUGAAAAUCCAAUUCCUAGUUUUUACAAAUUAUCUGCUAAUUUUAGCUUAAGUGAUAUAGGAAUUAUUUGUCCGUACCUAUCUCAAGUGCAUUUAAUAAAAAGAAUGUUUGAAGGUUAUUUUCCAUCGAGUAGCUCUCCAGAAGUUUCCACGGUGGAUGCGUUUCAAGGGAGAGAAAAGAGCAUCAUCAUUUUUUCUUGUGUGCGUUCAAAUCGUCAGGCGCUGGAAAUGUUUAGAAACAGGGAUGAAUUAGAAAGUGAAAGUGGGAAUUUUUAUCCACGUGGGAAAAGGGGAGGUUAUCGUAGUUAUAGUGACCGCAGUUUGGAUGACACCCCUUUUGACGACGCCACUUCGGAUGAUUCCUAUGUUGACGAGUUGCAUACGAAAAAGUGGUUCAACGUGGACCGGAAAUGUGUGCCAACUGAGAAUGACUUCAAAUCGGUACAUAAUAAACGUGGAAAUAAUAUCGGGUUUUUAAAAGAUGAAAGAAGAUUAAAUGUGGCUCUUACCAGGGCGAAGGAUUGCUUAUGGAUAAUAGGAAAUAAAAAAAAUUUAGAAAAAAACGCCAUGUGGGAUUCGUUAAUAAAAAAUGCAGUUGCAAGAAAUUAUUAUUCAGAUUUAGAUCUAAAUUUUGGCCGGAGUACCACAGAGGAAAACAUAAAAGGCAUAAUUGAUACGUAUUUUUCUCAAAUUGGUAAGAAUGCAACGGAAGGGAAAAACUGCAAAGAUGGUGAAAAUGACAUAAAUCACGAGAUAUUUAGCUCAUCCAAUUCUGAGAGUAGCAUAAAUGGAUUAAAAAAAAAUAACGGAAGUCUCUUUAAAGAAAGAAAAGAUUUUUCGCGAGUAAAUUAUAUCACUGGGACUGAGAAAAAAUUGAAAACCAACAUGAAUGCGAGUACCGUGCCACAACGUGAAUUUAUGUUCAGCAAGGCUUAUACUGGCAACAGAUAUUGGGGGAAAGGCGAAAAUGGAAAAAAUGGAACCAUGAAAAAUGGUAAUUUUGGGAAGAACGUGAAAAAAAGGCCAAACGAUGGCAGCAGAGAAGCCGAGCAAGAGGAACUGUUCCUAAAAAAACGGAGACACAACUACUGA
Messenger RNA from Plasmodium cynomolgi strain B, 8019 nucleotides. RefSeq lists its product as hypothetical. Gene Ontology annotation, molecular function: helicase activity. The record is from RefSeq and is a predicted model, not a curated record. Lineage: Eukaryota; Apicomplexa; Aconoidasida; Haemosporida; Plasmodiidae. Bases 1 to 8019 code for a protein of 2672 amino acids. The transcript has 4 exons.